Cyprinodon variegatus (sheepshead minnow) is the source of this 1431-nucleotide messenger RNA. RefSeq names its product twist-related protein 2-like (gene twist2). Gene Ontology annotation, molecular function: RNA polymerase II transcription regulatory region sequence-specific DNA binding; DNA-binding transcription factor activity, RNA polymerase II-specific; protein dimerization activity. Gene Ontology annotation, biological process: developmental process; regulation of transcription by RNA polymerase II. Lineage: Eukaryota; Metazoa; Chordata; Actinopteri; Cyprinodontiformes; Cyprinodontidae. The record is from RefSeq and is a predicted model, not a curated record. The transcript is spliced from 2 exons. Bases 211 to 717 code for a protein of 168 amino acids.
CCCCAACUUUUUCUUUUUUCAAACUUAAAAAAAAAAGCUUUUGCAAAAGGAGACGUAGGCCCGCAGCCAGACUGAGCUCAGUUUGUUGGAAGCCCAGCAUCCCUGAAGACCUUCUCCUCAUUUUAAAGGAUUUACUUUUAUUCUGUAACCACGGCUUCGAAGGUGGACACCGUGUUUUCCUCUCUGUCUCUUCAUUUCUUCAAGAAAGAGAUGGAAGAGGGCUCCAGCUCCCCGCUCUCCCCAGUGGAUAGUCUAGUGACGAGCGAGGAGGAGCCGGAGCGGCAGCAGAAGCGCUUCUCCAGGAAGAGGAGGCACAGCAAGAAGUCCGGGGAGGAUAGCAGCGGCAGCGGGAGCAGCCCCGGACCCGCUCCGGUGAAGCGGGGUAAGAAGCCCAGCCCGAGCAGCAGCCAGUCCUACGAGGAGCUGCAGAACCAGCGGGUCCUGGCCAACGUCCGGGAGCGCCAGAGGACUCAGUCUCUGAACGAGGCCUUCGCUUCUCUGCGCAAAAUCAUCCCGACGCUGCCGUCGGACAAACUGAGCAAGAUCCAAACGUUAAAGUUGGCCUCUAGGUACAUAGACUUCCUGUGCCAGGUGCUGCAGAGCGACGAAAUGGACAGCAAGAUGUCCAGCUGCAGCUACGUUGCGCACGAAAGACUCAGUUACGCGUUCUCGGUGUGGAGGAUGGAGGGCGCAUGGUCCAUGUCAGCAUCCCACUAGCAGAGACCAACACUCACAAUGCCAAAGCGACUGUUUGCUUCCAAAUGAUGUAAAGAGAUUAUUGAAGAACUGAUUAACCUCAGAGGCCAAGGAUGGAGCACAUGCAUGAUGUCAACAAUAAGCGCAAACAACGUUUGUGUGUAUGUGGGCGGACGCAGAUUCAUCACGCCGCGGAGGAUUGAACUGUGCAAAGUGCAGAGCAGCCCAACACACAUCAGUCAGCUGUGCGCAUCUGCAGCCUGUACUCUCAACCAAAGCCAUCCAUUAAAAUCAACAAAAAAACAUGGAGAUUUAUUUUGUUUUCAAAGACUUUAAGCCAGAUUCUGAAUUUAUAUAUAAAUAUAUGAAAUCAUAUUGUACAUAAUUGUGUAACUAUAUCCUGUAAAGGGACCAAUGCAAUUCGGAGUCUUUUCGCUGCAUGGGGUUUAUUCCAACAACUUUCCUCUAAGUUCCGUCCAGUUUCCACUGUUGUUUUUGCUUAUUUAUUAAACGGGUACUUUUUUAAAAACAAAGCAAAAUAGGCUCUUCUUUGUUCCUAUAUGUUUUAUGUUUUUUUUUUUUUUUUUUUAAGUCAUAAAAAUUACAUCUAAUGAGUUUAAAUAAGAAAGUAGAACCGGUUCUCUUUAAAGGGAGUUUUCCCUUCUGUGUCUGGUGUGAGAAGUUGCCCUUUCCACUCCCCUCUGCGCUUGUUAUAGAGGAAAACUGUAAAAAAAA